This is a messenger RNA of Populus nigra (black poplar), 719 nucleotides long. Its product is annotated as integrin-linked protein kinase 1-like. The record is from RefSeq and is a predicted model, not a curated record. The transcript has 4 exons. Gene Ontology annotation, molecular function: ATP binding; protein kinase activity. Gene Ontology annotation, biological process: protein phosphorylation. NCBI's taxonomy places the organism in Eukaryota, Viridiplantae, Streptophyta, Magnoliopsida, Malpighiales, Salicaceae. Bases 144 to 485 code for a protein of 113 amino acids.
UACUUUGUUAUCCUGCUUCCUUUUAAGAGCAGAACUCUUCAUCUAAUCUCAUCAUAUUCAGCUGAGUGAAUAACUUUAAAGGGAUUGCUGCAAUGUGUUCUUGACUUGAAUUUAAGUGAUGGUAUUGCUUUCCAGAUGUAUACAUGGCGCCUGAGAUUUAUAACGAUGAAAUAUUUGAUCGAAGCGUUGAUGCAUACUCUUUUGGAGUCAUUUUGUACGAGAUGCUUGGGGGAGUGCAGCCUUUCCAUCCUAAAACACCUGAAGAGGCCGUGAAGUUGAUGUGCUUAGAGAAAAAAAGACCGCCAUUCAAGAUCAAAGUAAGAAGUUACCCUCCAGAUUUAAAAGAGUUGAUUGAUGAAUGUUGGCAUUCAGAACCUGUUGUCAGACCAACCUUUUCUGAGAUCAUCACAAGACUGGAUAAAGUUUGUUGCAACUGUUCAAAACAAGGAUGGUGGAAAGACACUUUUAAGCUUCCAUGGAAGUAACAGGGGAGGCAUUCAGUGACAUUUCGAGAAGAGGAAACUUGGAACAAGACCGAGGAUUUUCGUCGAUGAAAUUAACAGUUUUGGAGCUUCAUGUUACACAUUGAUCAUUAAGGGGACAAAUAAAUUGGGAUUAAGAUCAAAAUGAGUUGCUGUGUCCUUGUUCUCUUGUUCCUUUGUAUGUAUAAUAUGUGCACCUGGGAUCCUUGUAUGAAUUGAAAUAGUAAUUUUACUUUA